AUGACUAAAGAGAAAAGCGAAAGUCACCGGGUUUCUCUUGAAAAGAGAUCUAUCUAUUUAUCUAUCGAUCUAUCUAUCCCAGUCCUUUUCAUAUCUAUCUAUCUAUCUAUCUUUUCAUUUUCCAAUCUAGCUAGCUCAAUCCUUUUUCAUGUAUCUAUCGAUAUAUCUGACUAUCAGUCUGUCUAUCGAUUUAUCUAUCUGCGUCUUUUUCAUAUCUAUCUAUCUAUCUAUCUCCCUUUUCAUUUCCCAAUUCUUUCUAUCGAUUUAUCUAUCUGUGUCUUUUUCAUAUCUAUCUAUCUAUCUAUCUAUCUAUCUAUCUAUCUAUCUAUCUAUCUAUCUAUCUAUCUAUCUCAGGUUAUCCCUAUCUAUCUGUCGAUCCAUCUACCUAUCUCAGUCUGUUCAUAUCUACCUAUCUCAGUCUGUUCAUAUUCAUAUCUAUCUAUCUAUCUAUCUAUCUAUCUGCAUUAUAUCACUCAAGCAUCCACUGAUACAUUGAAUGUUUGA
Messenger RNA from Acanthosepion pharaonis, 504 nucleotides. The record is from the annotation of a GenBank genome assembly. Lineage: Eukaryota; Metazoa; Mollusca; Cephalopoda; Sepiida; Sepiidae.